Messenger RNA from Myiozetetes cayanensis, 839 nucleotides. It is a transcript of the gene CRABP1, whose product is annotated as cellular retinoic acid binding protein 1. Gene Ontology annotation, biological process: fatty acid transport. The coding region runs from base 142 to 555 and encodes 137 amino acids. The record is from RefSeq and is a predicted model, not a curated record. Lineage: Eukaryota; Metazoa; Chordata; Aves; Passeriformes; Tyrannidae. The transcript is spliced from 4 exons. Gene Ontology annotation, cellular component: nucleus; cytosol. Gene Ontology annotation, molecular function: fatty acid binding.
CCCGGGGGAAGGGGUGGGGGUCGGGUGGGUGUGCCCCGCUCCCGCAGCCGCCGCCGCGGUCCGCCCCGCUCACAAGGUGCCUGAGCCGGAGAAGGAGCAGCAGCGCCGCGUCCCCGCCGCCUCCGCAGCGCCCGCCCCGCCAUGCCCAACUUCGCCGGCACUUGGAAGAUGAGGAGCAGCGAGAAUUUCGACGAGCUGCUGAAGGCGCUGGGUGUCAACGCCAUGCUCAGGAAGGUGGCGGUGGCAGCCGCCUCCAAACCCCACGUGGAGAUCCGCCAGGACGGGGACCAGUUCUACAUCAAAACUUCCACCACUGUCCGCACCACCGAGAUCAACUUCAAAAUCGGGGAGAGCUUUGAGGAGGAGACGGUGGAUGGACGAAAGUGCAGGAGUUUGGCCACUUGGGAGAAUGAAAACAAGAUCUAUUGCAAACAAACUCUCAUUGAGGGAGAUGGCCCCAAAACAUACUGGACUCGAGAAUUAGCUAAUGAUGAGCUGAUUUUGACCUUCGGUGCUGACGAUGUUGUGUGCACAAGGAUUUAUGUAAGAGAGUAAAAAAACACCAUCAAUUUGCUUGUCAUCUGGGCUGAAGUGGAGAACUGUGAACCCCCCCCCAGUGUAACGAGUAUCUGUGUGUGCUGUUCCCAAUGCGGUGUUGUUUGUGACCAUGUGUGUUCUGCCUGGACCCAGAGCCUCUGUUCGCUGUGUUUUGCUUUCGUUCCUCGCUGCAGACACUCUUCUUUCCCACUUUCCUGCCGUUGUUUUCCGUGUCUGCUCUGUGUUUUGUAGUUGUCACUUGCUAUGGUUUCCUCGGUUAUUAAACUUAUUGGGCAUAACUC